Messenger RNA from Durotheca rogersii, 1350 nucleotides. RefSeq lists its product as uncharacterized. The record is from RefSeq and is a predicted model, not a curated record. The transcript has 3 exons. NCBI's taxonomy places the organism in Eukaryota, Fungi, Ascomycota, Sordariomycetes, Xylariales, Xylariaceae. Bases 285 to 1316 code for a protein of 343 amino acids. Gene Ontology annotation, molecular function: protein binding.
GCUAAUUUUAGAUCCUCGCAUUUUGGCCAACCGCGUGAGGGAAAAGGUGAGCGAUAGGGACAGGACAGAGGGACGGGGAAAAGAGCCAGGUAAGGCACAUACGCAUUUGCAGGUGCAUGCGCGUAUACGUAUGUGUGCGUGUGUGGUGACGAGGAGAGAAAUAGCGAGGGAGACCGAGAGACCGAGAGACCAAGACAGAAGAGAUUGGCAGAGGCAGAGCGCGAGACAGGGUCGCAAUCGCAGCUGAAAACUACGCAGGCUAAUCGAAUCAGAUCACGUCAAUCAUGGGGCUGCGCGACCUAAUCAGGAAGAAGGAUCGGCUCGACGACGGCCACGGCACCGAUCGCGAGACCCUCGACAGAUUGGCCGGGCCCGAGUUCACCUUCAUACGCUCCGACACGCAUACGCAGGAGAUCAUCCACCCGCCGAGCGACCCGAGCGAGCGCCAUCGCUAUCCUAACAGCGGCGGCAACUUCCUGUCCACCAAGGACGCUGGGUCCCCACCCUCUCGGACGCGCCGCAGCCUCGACGUGUUCAGACCGCGUUCGCGGGACGAUGGCACGUCGGGCGACGGCAGGGAGGGCGGCGAUGGCAGCACCAGUCCUGGCGGUAGCGGUGGGGGGAGUGGGCACCGCGGCCUAUCGGAGCGGUUCCGCCUGCCGUCGUCCUCGUCGUCGCGCCACGCCAAGUCCGAGUAUGUGCCCGCCAACCUGCCGCAGAUCAACGUCGAGGCGGCGGAGUACUCGGGAGCGCGGCCGUCGUCCUCGGGCGGCGGUGCCGACGGCAGGGGGAGGAGCGCGGCCGGGGCCGACAAGGACGCGUACGAGGGCCAGUGGGAGAAGCGCGCGACGAUGCUGGCGGAGACGAACCUGCGCCAGCGCAGCCGGUCGCCGGCGGCGCCGCACGCGCGCGCGCAGUCCCCGGCUCCCGGCGGGGUCAUCUCGUCCAAGGCGAUCGACGAGCAGAUCCAGGAGGGCAUCCGGCUUCACGAAGAGGGCGACCUCGACCAGUCGACCCGGCUCUUCGGCCGCCUCGCCGACCCCCAAGGCGCGAAUAACCCCCUGAGCCAGGUGCUCUACGGGCUCGCUCUGAGACACGGCUGGGGCUGCGAACCAGACACGGAGCGCGCAGUCAACUACCUAUCCGCCGCGGCGUCGAACGCGGCGUCGGUCGAGAGCAUGGCGCUACAGGCGGGCAUGAAGAAGGGCGGCGCGGCCAAGGGCGAGCUCGUCCUGGCCAUCUUCGAAUUGGCGAAUUGCUUCCGCCACGGCUGGGGCAUCCCGCGAGAUCCAGUCGCCGCAAAGCAGAUGCAAUGAACGAAGUUGGCUGGUGCUAUCUCGAAGGCUUCGG